Pelagomonas calceolata is the source of this 1503-nucleotide messenger RNA. The record is from the annotation of a GenBank genome assembly. NCBI's taxonomy places the organism in Eukaryota, Pelagophyceae, Pelagomonadales, Pelagomonadaceae.
CCUUUUUUGGAGCUUUGAAAGAAGCCGCUUUUGUGCCGCUGCACAGCACUGCUCUAACAGCUUUGCAGCUUUGGACCGCUGUGUCACCACAGCUCAACCCACAGCUCACCGAUCGAGCACGACCAGGAGAUGGAGCAUCCACCACCGCUACCCACAACAAGCCUCGAGGACCUGCCGCCGCCCUACCUCGACUACCUCGACGCGGCGGCCCUCUGCCGGCUGGGCUACGGCACGACAAAGAAGCAGCACUACGGCGUCACGUCCGCAGUGGUGCGAUGCGCGACCGAACGCGACGCGGUGCCGUUGAGCACCUCGACGCCGCCGGGCGCGCGUGACGCGCUUGAGCUCCUGCGGCGGCGCGAGCGGGCCGUGUGCUGGGAGCCCUUCGGCGCCCGCAGCCAGUUUCUGCAGCGGCGGUGGCGCCGCGGCCCGACGACGCCCGACGACGCGCCGCGCGACGGCGACGACGACGACGAGCCGCCGCGGCCCUGGCGCUACCGCGAGCUCCGAACGACGGCCGCGGGGCUCGUGCUGGACGGCGGCGGCGAGAUGAACUUCACGGGCGUGCACCGGCCCUUCGGCGGCGUGCGGCGGCCGACGCGCAUCCGCUUCCAGUACUGCGCGCCGGCGCGGUCCGCGUCGCGGGGCUACUGCAACGUCUGCUUCUCGUCCGCCGACGCGGCGCACCGGGCGCUGCGCUUCUUCCGGAUCGGCCACCCCGACGUCUUCUCGUUCCUCAUCCCGCUCUGGGCCGGCGACCGGCUCCAGCUCUGGCUGCCGCGGUCGCGGUACGCCGUCGCGCUCGCGGGGCCCGACGAGGCCGCGGCCGACGCGAAGCACGACGUCGACUGUCGCUUGCUUUGGGACGUCGCCGGGGAAAUCGGCGCGCCGGCGCUCUGGAUGGACGUGCGCGUCGACGGCCGGCGCCACCACGACGGGCCGCUGGCCAUGAAGCUGCCCCCGUCGUACGACGGCCUGCGGCACGUGUACCUCUUCAACUGGGUCCAGGACGAGAACACGUUUGUGGGUACGCCGCCGGCGCAGCGGCCCCCGUCGCCCGUGUCGAACGCGCGCUGCGUCAUCAGCGAUCUGUUCGUCGAGGACGGCCCCGUCGACGCGGAGUUCCUAACGAACGUGCGGAGCGAGGCGCGGCGCCGCGCGGAGUGCUUCCGGCACGGCGUCGAGCUCGAGGGAGUGUUGCAAGCCCUCGGCGUCGGCGUCCAGAGCGCCGGCACCGACCCGGUCAUCGUCGUCGAGGGCGACCCGCAAGCGCACACGCUGGGCGACUUCGACGAGAGGGACGCGGACGGCAGCGGCGACGACGACGACGGCUCGAUAUUCAGUUUUGACGACGACGAGAGCGGCGACGGCUCCGACGCCGAGUCGCGCUCGGACUUCGACGAGGAGGACGAGGAGGACGAGGGCGUCGCGCGGCCGGCGUCCUUCGCCGAGAUCGUCGACGACGACGUCGACGUCGACGAGGCGCCUAAUCUGUCUGUCUAG